This is a messenger RNA of Knipowitschia caucasica, 348 nucleotides long. Lineage: Eukaryota; Metazoa; Chordata; Actinopteri; Gobiiformes; Gobiidae. The record is from the annotation of a GenBank genome assembly.
AUGUGUGCCUCCCUACCACGGCCCCUGCUGCAGCAGAGCCUGUGGGCAGACAACCUGCUGUCGCUCCAGCCACAUACCACCCCGCCCACUCAGGCUCACUGCUUUUAUUCAGUGUUCGGCAUCACAGCAUCAGGCCUGAAAGACGCCACAAGCCCAGUUUGCGGCUAUCACACAAGAGUCCUCCCAAAUAGCCCCCAGCAGUUCUCCCACAACAGUGUCAGGACCGAUCAGCCCAGUGACUGUCCCAGCCGCGCCUCUGGGUGCCACUGCGUGCCUCUGGCUUUAGCCUGGCUCCCCGCUCUCAUUCAGCCCUCCUCUAUCCCUAACACAAUAUUCCCCUCGGCCUAA